AUGUCAGUGCACCCGGAUAGGUUGUUCAGCAAGGAGUUUUUCCGGAAAAUGGUCUGGAAGUAUAACUUCAGCCAUCUUAUAGACAUCGAUGCGUACCACCAGAUAUUCGACAAGGCAAAAUUGAAGAAAAUGUACAAAGAGCCAGAGAAACUUAAUGUUCUCCACUUGUACUCUCCCCAGGGUGCCUUGCCUUCCGCUCUCCAGUCGUAUUUGCACCCAAGAAACCAGAUUGUAAUGGAUCCAUUCCCAAAAUGUCGAGCGUUCUACCAGAAGCACCUAUUCCCUUUGGUCAAAAAGUACAAUGAAAAAGUCGAUGACGCUCAUAGGUACAACCUCAAGAUCUGUGUGGAGAACCCUUACAAAUGGGAGUCAUACCACAACUUCUUUAAUAAGGAAUCUUUCAUUCCAGAAGAACAGUCCGACGACCAUAUCCAUACCAACUUUUUGGUGACUUGCAAUUAUACCAACAGUUUUGGUGAACAGCUUGCCGUACAACACUUGAAUACUUUUGGUAAUAGGAACUGGAUCCAAAAAUACGGUAGAGUGCGGAUGCUCCUGUUGUUGGACCCUGCUUCGGCUGGUAAGUUUUUUGGGUACCAAAGGGGGAAAAUAUUGAGAAACCGGAUGACCGUUCAAGCCCAGGCUUAUGCGGAUGCUAAGCUUCUUGCAGUGUCACGAAAUGGUUUGAGCCACUUUCCUGAAGAGUUUAUCGAAAAAAGUAAUCCAGUGAUUCUCGAAAAGGACCAGUUUCUCAGUGCUUCUGAUUCGAUGGCGGUGGUGGACUUCCAACCAAAGAAAGUGCCAACUGAUGUUAAUUUGGACGAGUUUGACUACAUCACCAAGACUUUGCUUGUGACAAAGAUUCCGUUGAAAGAAAGUAUAGAUCUUUUGGGGUUUGGAGCCUCCGAAUUUUUCUUGAACGAGCCUGAUUUCAAGCCGUUCAUGGACAAGAGUGCCCGUGAUUUGAGUGCCGAGGAAUUUUUUAAGCUUACGAAGUUGUUUGGAUACUGGCCUUUCAGACCAGAUGUGAUGUUAACCUUUGAAGAUAUUGGGGGGAGAAUUGAAGACACACACAACAGAAGAUGA
This is a messenger RNA of Saccharomycopsis crataegensis, 1086 nucleotides long. RefSeq names its product RNA polymerase specificity factor (gene MTF1). Gene Ontology annotation, cellular component: mitochondrial DNA-directed RNA polymerase complex; mitochondrial matrix. NCBI's taxonomy places the organism in Eukaryota, Fungi, Ascomycota, Saccharomycetes, Ascoideales, Saccharomycopsidaceae. Gene Ontology annotation, molecular function: mitochondrial transcription factor activity. The record is from RefSeq and is a predicted model, not a curated record. The coding region runs from base 1 to 1086 and encodes 361 amino acids. Gene Ontology annotation, biological process: transcription initiation at mitochondrial promoter. The transcript has a single exon.